Messenger RNA from Phyllopteryx taeniolatus (common seadragon), 1144 nucleotides. It is a transcript of the gene myoz2b, whose product is annotated as myozenin 2b. The transcript has 6 exons. Gene Ontology annotation, molecular function: FATZ binding; actin binding; telethonin binding. Gene Ontology annotation, cellular component: actin cytoskeleton; Z disc. NCBI's taxonomy places the organism in Eukaryota, Metazoa, Chordata, Actinopteri, Syngnathiformes, Syngnathidae. The record is from RefSeq and is a predicted model, not a curated record. Bases 202 to 933 code for a protein of 243 amino acids.
CAUGCACAACAGACAGAGAGACACACUGGCAGUGUGGCUUUAGUGUCCGUGAGUGUGAAGAUCAGCGAAGAUCAAACCGGCGAGUGCAAGUUGACCUCUCUGAGUGUCGCCCGCUUUUUCUCUCAAGGAUACAGUCCGCACGCUCGGGACACCAUCACAGCACUCCCGUUGCACUCAACAACAACCUUGCCAGGACCCACAAUGUCACAAUUCUGUACAAUGCCAGCUGGAGAGAAGAAGAAGCAUGCAGCAGCUAUUUGUCGAGAGGUCCACAGUACCAACGGCGACGUGAUGGAUCUGGGAAAGAAGCACAGCACUCCCAAAGACAUCAUGCUGGAGGAGCUGUCUCUGCUCUCCAACAGAGGCUCCCGCCUGUUCAAGAUGCGCCAGAGACGCUCGGAAAAGUACACGUUCGAAAGCAUACAGAACGAGGCCAACGCGCAGCUUAACAAUGAUAUUCUUGCCCAGAGUGGACACAUGAUUGAAAUUAAAGUGGAUGCGCCAACCAAUGGCCAUACUCCUAAUCCAGAUGAAACCGUUCCAGAUACAAACGCAGAAAAGUUAAAUGCAGCCUCUAUGCCCAAAUGCUACCACUCACCCUGGGAGGAGGCCAUCAUCAACGAUCCAGGCCUCGCUGACACUUUCAAACCAAUGAUGCCCGCAAUAGACCCUCGACCAGAACUUCCCGAGUACAAAAGCUUCAACAGGGUGGCGACACCUUAUGGCGGCUUUGAGAAAGCGCCGCGAGGAAUAACAUUCAAACUUCCAGAGCUGGACCUGAACCCUCCGAAGUACCCAGAGCUCCAGGAGCCGGGAAUAAAGAAGCCCACCUUCAACAGAAGCGCCCAGGGAUGGAUAUCUGAAGGCACCCACCUCAUCCUACCCACAAUCACCCUGGAGUCCAUCCAAGUCCCCGAGUCGGAAGACCUGUAAGCAGGUUUCGGAACGACGGCGGUCCAGGGGCUCGCACGGCUCCCAUUGUUUUGUUCUCCCCACGCAACGGACGACGAAAUGUUUCACUCAACUAUCCCUCAGUUGAUUAAUGUGUUUGACGUCAUGUAAAUAGAGAAUGGAAUAUGCUGCAAAUGAUCCCAUAAGAGUUGGCAGUGCUUGUGCCCGUCAUGUAAAUAAAGAAUACAGCUUC